This is a messenger RNA of Pisolithus orientalis, 1038 nucleotides long. Its product is annotated as SET domain protein. Gene Ontology annotation, molecular function: protein binding. The record is from RefSeq and is a predicted model, not a curated record. Bases 11 to 646 code for a protein of 211 amino acids. The transcript has a single exon. NCBI's taxonomy places the organism in Eukaryota, Fungi, Basidiomycota, Agaricomycetes, Boletales, Pisolithaceae.
AGCGCCAGCCAUGAGCAGACGCCCUCUCCCUUCCGACGUGUCAGUCAACGCAGUUAUAGGCUACAUGGCCAAGCAGUCCGUGGCCAGACCUUCGUUGUGGCCCCCAGACGUUCAGUACAUCACCUCUCCGCGAUACCAUGCUUCUGUACGAACUGAUAUGCGGCUAUUCCUGACUAAUGGCGCAAGACAUACAAGCCAUCCAGCCCCUCCAAAGCCGUCUAAUAGCACCAUGAGCACCGUCGUGCGCAUUCGAUCCAUCUCGGAUGCUUCUCACCCUGCACGAGGACAAUUUGGGCUUUUCGCCGCCAGGAAGAUUCCCCCAAGGACACACAUCAUUGACUAUAUCGGUGAAGUGCAUUGCCAGGACAGACUAGAUUCGAACUAUGAUCUAUCACUUCAUCGUUCGCAAGACGGCGUAAAUGUGGGCGUUGACGCCAGUAAGAUGGGAAACGAAGCAAGAUUUGUUAACGACUAUCGAGGCAUCCGAUGCAAGCCCAAUGCUAUCUUCGUGGAGUAUCGCACUGCCAUGGGAGAAUUGCGCAUGAGUGUAUGGAGUUCAUCAGACCACAUUCAGAAGGGUGACGAGAUACUGGUGUCGUACGGCAAGUCUUGGUGGCGAUUCAGAGGGGACCAACAUGGUGGAUAACAUCAAUUUACCUUGCCCUGGAUCUGAGCUGACCUUGUAAGGUGAGCGAUAGAUCGUGGGUUCUUUAGACCUGCUGACCAUCUUCACCGUCAAAAUAUUUUUUUCCUAGUACGCCAGGCUGGCACGGGCUGGACUUUGGGGAGAGGUGGCCGUGUCACUUGCGGUGUCCUGAGAUGGAGGCAGUUAGUUUACGUGUGUGUUCUAUUCUACAUCCGUAUUAAAUUCACAACGGGUGUGCCAGUCCCCUCCCUUGCAUGCUUUAGGAAUGAAUGUGAAUGUUGAACGUUGAACUUUGAGACCGUGCGGAUCAAUCGGGAGAACUGUGAGAAGUGAUAUCGUUGCCGUACGUACCUUUAGGAUUUUCACCUCAAGUUAGUGUAAUACGCCACUUG